This is a messenger RNA of Dacryopinax primogenitus, 3112 nucleotides long. Its product is annotated as LNS2-domain-containing protein. Lineage: Eukaryota; Fungi; Basidiomycota; Dacrymycetes; Dacrymycetales; Dacrymycetaceae. Gene Ontology annotation, cellular component: nucleus. Gene Ontology annotation, biological process: triglyceride biosynthetic process; fatty acid catabolic process. The transcript is spliced from 6 exons. The record is from RefSeq and is a predicted model, not a curated record. The coding region runs from base 56 to 3112 and encodes 1018 amino acids. Gene Ontology annotation, molecular function: phosphatidate phosphatase activity.
CCACCUCCCACUUCAACAACCUAUUCUCUCGGUAGCCACUCCUUCCAGCACAACGAUGAACUACUUGCGAGGCGCUUACCAAUACUACCGCGAUCUACCACCCAUCAACGCGGCUACCCUCACAGGCGCAAUCGAUGUCAUCGUCAUCGAGCGACCAGCAGAACCAUCAGACAUUGGGGCGAAACCCGGGGAGACCGUCCUCGCCUGUACGCCUUUUCAUGUGCGAUUUGGCAAGCUGCAGAUCCUGCGACCAGCGGAGAACCAGGUUACAGUAAUCGUCAAUGGGAAAGUCACUCCAUUCCCGAUGAAGAUCGGUGAGGCGGGCGAAGCCUUCUUCGUCUGCGAGACCGAAGGAGAAGUGCCCCGGGAAAUGCAGACGAGUCCGAUCUUGGGACCGUGCGAGCCAGGCGCGCAGCAUACAGUCGAUAAAGAACCCAAGACGGAUCGAUUCGGUUCAAAACCGUAUGGAAUUGGGAUGCAGGAAGUGCAGCAACUGGACCGGUCGGAGUAUGCUGAACCGCCCUUCUUAGACUUGAACAUUGCAACCGCCCCUGAAUUGCAAUCUCCCUCCUUCCCCUCCACGUCCCGCCCAUCCACACCAGGUUCCCGCGCAUCCACCCCACCAACAUCGUUAUCUGCAUCAUCUGAGAAAGACAAAGAUUCGGUCCGCAGCCCCUCACAACCGCCUCCUGCUUCCAAAGCCAAUUAUGAGCCUUCCGAGACGAUUCACAACCUUCCCCAACUUCCUGAAGCAAUACAAUCGCAUAAUGUAGAGUACAGGCAAGAUGUGGUGCUCGACAUGGAAGGAUAUCAUGUGCAUCCCGAUGCCGCCCCUAACUUGCGCCCGGAAGGCGACCAUGAAGACCGCGAGGAUGACACCCAACCUCGAUCAUGGACCGACACCUUGCUUGGUUGUAGCUCGCCAAAGCCAGACGACGAAGAGGCUACGAUUGAGAACUCGAAAAGGAAGGUUGUCCCUCCGAUUCGGGCGCUCAGUGAGCCUCCGCCCGACAUGGAACGUGACGAGCAGGAUCUUGAGGCGGAUACAAGUUUGACUACUCUCCGAGCUGUGAGUGAGGAGCCAGAACCUCUAACACCAUCUGGCAUACAGCAUCUCCGUAGUCAAGGCGCAUCCUCUUCCACUCCUGUUCUCCCUCACCUCUCCCUGUCCCUGUCCGAGCUCCCGGCCGCAAAUACCAUGCCCGACUACACCUGGGAAUGGGGUUCGCUCCCCACCCCACAGACGGCCCGCCCUCGUAUAGAGGUCGAGGAGGAGGAGAAAACUAUGCUCGGUGUGGGAGGAAAGAUAUACCCCAAGAGCAAGACUGGGGAAGAAUUUGGACUGGAGCUUGACGAUAAACGCACUUCCUUCGAAUUGAGUUUAUGUGGGCCAGAGGCAGUCAGGGGAAGUGAGUUUGAGAACGCGACGGCGUUCCAGGCCAGGCUCGUAACGUACAAGGACUUCGUCGAGUCGGAGAGCAUAGUGGACGACCCGAACCUUGUUAUGCGCUGGGAUGAGAAGUACAUCACGUGUGAAGAUUUCUCUCCUCUUUUCCCCGCUCUCGCUCGCUGGCGGCUUGAGGCUGCCCCGGUGGACCUGGCUUCCGGCUCCCCGGAACGUCAACCCAGCCCUCCAGCGAGCUUGAGUCGCGCGAGCACGAGCGGUUGGUCGCGUUGGUGGACACGUCGGGCGGCGGGUGACUCGAUCUCAUCCCAGGCCGAUAUUUUGGAGCCUCCCAAGUCAGAUACGACAAUGCGUCGUGGGAAUUCUACACCUCCAUCGACAGUCGUCGAGAGCCCCCCUGCGCUUCCCGAGUCCGCAAGCGGCCCAUUGGACCGGACUGAACCCGAGAAACCGCAGGUCAAGACAUAUGCAAAGGCGCUCAGAUUGACCUCGGACCAGCUCAAACAGUUGCAGCUCAAACCAGGACCCAAUACUGUCUCCUUCUCACUCUCUUCGAGCGCUGCGGUCGUCUGCACCGCACGUAUCUUCCUUUGGCAGAACACUGACCAGCUCGUCGUCUCGGACAUUGACGGCACGAUCACGAAGAGCGACGCGCUUGGGCAUGUGUUCACCAUGAUCGGCAGGGAUUGGACACACUCGGGCGUGGCGAAGCUGUACACGGAUAUAUGCAGGAAUGGGUAUAAGAUCAUGUACUUGACUUCGAGGGCCAUCGGUCAGGCGGACUCGACGAGAGAGUAUCUCAAGGGGAUCAACCAGAACAACUACCAAUUACCAGAAGGUCCGGUUAUCAUGAGCCCCGAUCGGCUGAUCGCGGCGUUGCAUCGGGAGGUGAUCAUGCGUAAGCCAGAGGUGUUCAAGAUGGCCUGCCUGCGGGAUAUCCAGAAGCUCUUCGGCCACACCAAUAAGCAUGCCUUCUAUGCCGGUUUCGGCAAUCGUAUCACCGACGCGUUGUCAUACCGUUCCGUCAACAUCCCCUCCGGUCGUAUCUUUACGAUCGAUUCCUCUGGGGUUGUAAAGAUGGAGCUUCUGGAGCUGGCGGGAUACAAGUCAUCUUAUAUUCACAUGACCGAUUUGGUGGACCAGAUGUUCCCACCUGUGCAUCGGAAGUGGGCUCAGGAGUUCACUGACCUGAAUUACUGGCGUACCCCAAUGCCCAAUAUCGACAUUCCGGAUCUUCGGCCACCUUCCCCUGCGCUCAGCGCGCGAUCGGACACUUCUAGCCGGCUGAACAGAAUAAGGAACUUCACCCUCGGACUACCGGGAACUAGGUCGACGAUCAUGGGUUCCAAGUCUGGCGAUAGCACGCCGAACGGCAACGCAGAUGCCAAGGAAGCAAAGCCUGCCCGCCCGACUAGCCCGCUUGUCAGUGCCUACACUGCAGAGUCACUCUCGGAGGACGAAGACUUUGCCCUUAGUCGGAGCCCGACGGAUACCCAUAGCAUGCCUGGGUCGAUGCCUGGCUCACCAGAGCCCCAGGACGGGAGCUGGAUGCCUCGUCGGGAUGAGCUGGAGGACGAUGACCAGGCGGAAGGGGAGGGAGAGGAAUAUGACGAAUGGCCUGCUGCGGCCAAGAGCCCAUUGGGGGACGACGACUUCGAAGACGAUCUUCUCGCUACUGGCGUGAUGGAGAACGUGCCUUUCCUUUGA